Molecule: messenger RNA, 2546 nt
Organism: Cuscuta epithymum
Lineage: Eukaryota; Viridiplantae; Streptophyta; Magnoliopsida; Solanales; Convolvulaceae
Source: the annotation of a GenBank genome assembly
UUUUGUCGUGCUGUCUCACUGUUCUCUCUCCACCUAUACAUACAUAUCGCUGUAUAUACGACUUAAAUACACAUAUCCUCUUUUUGGUUACGGGAAUGCAAUUCCUCCCCAGUCGCUGUUGGAGUUGGAGAGACAAACUUUGUGUAUGAUCCACUUCCGGAGAGAAUCCUCAAUUACUGCAACCGAUCGUUGAAGUUAUUAUCCGUCUCUCUUUUCGGAUCUGUUAAAAGCUUCUCUCUUCUGUUAAUGAUUAUCGGGGCGCCCGUUUCUGGUGAUUGAAUCAGUUGCAGUGGCCCAGAGCAAUCCAAUUAUAACUCCAGUAUGAAGGACGUGAGCAGACAUAGCAUUAAGACUGAUGAUCCGUUUUCAAGCCUACUUGAGCUUGCUGCUAACAACGAUGCUGAUUCUUUCAAACAAUUCAUUGAGUCUGAUUCUUCAGCCAUUGACUCAGUUGGACUUUGGUUGGUCCGCAAGAAGGGCGCGAAGCAGGUUGUUGAGGUGGAAAGGACUCCAUUAAUGGUCGCUUCCACAUAUGGAAGCAUUGAUGUCUUGAAGCUGAUUCUUUCUCUGCCUGAAGUUGACGUCAACCGAACUUGUGGACCCGACAAAUGCACUGCCCUUCACUGUGCUACCUCUGGUGGCUCUGUUAAUGUCAUUGAAGUUGUUAAGUUGUUGAUAUCAGCUGGGGCUGACCCAAACAUUGAAGAUUUCAACGGUCAGCGGGCAGCUGAUGUCAUUUCUGUCCCUCCAAAGCUUCCAGGUGGUAGAGCUGCUCUAGAGGAUCUGUUACUGAACAAUACUACGUCUGAUGGGUCAGUUGGUGGAAGUGAUACGGUUGGGUCAAAUGCAUCCUCGCCUGUCUUAUCUUCAUCCCCUGAAAAUGGUUCACCAUGUUAUCAUCCAAGGGAAUCAAAGAGGGAAUACCCGAUCGACCCGUCUCUACCUGACAUAAAAAAUGGUGUAUACUCAAGUGAUGAGUUUAGGAUGUUUUCCUUCAAGGUGAGGCCUUGCUCCCGGGCUUAUUCUCAUGAUUGGACUGAGUGUCCAUUCGUCCACCCGGGAGAGAAUGCACGGAGAAGAGAUCCAAGGAAAUACCAUUAUAGUUGUGUCCCGUGCCCGGAGUUUCGCAAGGGUGCUUGUAGACGUGGCGAUAUGUGUGAAUAUGCCCACGGGGUGUUUGAGUGUUGGCUACACCCGGCCCAAUACCGGACCCGUUUAUGCAAGGAUGGUACCAGUUGUGCUAGACGGGUUUGCUUUUUUGCCCACACUGCUGAGGAGCUUCGACCACUUUACGUCUCUACUGGGUCCGCUGUCCCGUCUCCCAGGUCUAGUGCUGCUACUGCUACUGUUAUGGACAUGGCUGUUGCGUUAAGUCUUCUCCCAGGAUCUCCAACGGCCAAUUCAAUACCUCACUCGUCUCCUCCCACCUGGACCCCUCACCAUCAACCAAGUGUUCCCACUCUUCAUCUCCCUGGAAGUAACCUACAGUCGAGUAGGCUAAGGACUUCUUUCAAUGCGCGAGAAAACAUGAAAAUGAUGCAGGAAUAUGAUUCCCAGCUGGGUUGUUUUUCACCUUCUCUGACUCAUCCCAAUAGUCUACUAACCCCUUCCAAUCUUGAGGAGCUUUUUUCUGCUGAAAACAACUUGUCUCCUAGGUACUCUGAUCAGAUGGUGGUGUCUUCAGGUGGUGUUUUCUCACCUUCACAUAAGUUCAACCAGUUCCAACAGCAGCAGAGAAUGCUCUCACCUAUCAAUACUACCACCACUGCAUUUUCCCCAGGAAGAAUGUCCACAAGAAGUGUGGAUCCCAUAUCCCCAAUGAGCGGCCGUCACUCUACAUUUGCUCAAACUGAGAAACAGCAACAACUUCGCUCUGUCAGCUCCCGGGAUCUUGGUGGAUCUCCCGUUGUGGGCAAGUCUUGGUCAAAUUUGGGGCCUGCGCUUAAUACAAAUAUAGACUGGUCACUCAAUGGGCAUCAACUUGGAAGUUCUGAGGAGAGCAACGUGAAGGGACCUGACUUGUCAUGGGUGCAAUCUCUUGUUAAAGAAUAUGAGCCUUCUGAGAUCAAGGGAAAUUUGGUGUCGGCUCCGGUUUUGGGUGGUGCUGGCCCAUCGGGGUCUCAAAAUGAUGGUCCUGAUUCGAUUGAUUAUUCUGCCCUGGGAGCUUGGCUCGAGCAGAUGCAAAUUGAUCAACAGCUUGUGGCCUGAGAGACCCAUUCCUUUUCUCUUUUUUGCUUUUUGACAAAACUAAAAGUUUUUAGGGGAAGUAUAUACAGUGGUCGGCGCUAUUAUUCUGCGGCCUGCUUUUUUUCGCUAAAUUGUAAUGAGUAUUUUACUAUUAGGUUUCAUUAAUCUUUAAUUUAUUUUCUUAAAUCAGUUCUGAAGGCAUUAUCGUCUGGGCUGUAUCCAAGAAACCCAGUCCAUAUCGUGUAAUCUUUCAUAAUGUAAUACAGAAUUCUGGGACGAGUUCCCCUCUUACAUUUUCUUUAUUCGAUAAAAAUAACUGAAAUCUUCUGUAUUUUGUUGUUGAAUUUUACACUGGUGUU